AACCACUGUCAUUUCUGUUGGUGAAAAGCCUCGGUCUCGCUAAUACUGGUGUGGUUUUGGCUACACUCAGAUUUUAAGGAAAGGCCAAUUUUCAGUAAGACGUUGGUGACAAUAGAGAGGGUAUUUUUCUUUCCCGUGCAAGCUCACCGGUCUGCUGAAUCCUCACCAGCGGCCCCUUGCUAAGAAUGUCUGGUCCAGAGGCUGGAAUCCCCUCACCUUGGAGGUGAAGGGCAUUUACUGUGCUGUGAGGUUACCCAAAGCCCUACAUUUUCAGGUGGGGGAGCUGAGGCUCAGAGAGGAACAGCUUGCACAAGAGUCCGGGGCUGGGCCGUUGGCCUGGACUCCUUGCCCAGCCUCUGAAACCCCGGAACUCCCAGCCCAGGCCUUGGAGCCUCGCUGAUGUCUAUGGCUCCUGGCCUGCUCCGCGGGAUCCUUGCUCUUCGCUCCGGCAUGGGCGCAGCUCUGCAGGUGCGUGGGGUCCAUCCGAGCUUGGCUGCUGACACCCCGAGCAGCACCCACCCCGCCGUGUCCCAGGCCGGAGCCGUGGUCCCCAAAUCCGCCGCCCUUCCCAGCAGCCGGGGCGAGUAUGUGGUGGCCAAGCUGGACGACCUCAUCAACUGGGCCCGCCGGAGCUCCCUGUGGCCCAUGACCUUUGGCCUGGCCUGCUGCGCCGUGGAGAUGAUGCAUAUGGCAGCGCCCCGCUACGACAUGGACCGCUUCGGCGUGGUCUUCCGCGCCAGCCCCCGCCAGUCCGACGUGAUGAUCGUGGCUGGGACGCUCACCAACAAGAUGGCCCCCGCGCUCCGCAAGGUCUAUGACCAGAUGCCAGAACCUCGCUACGUCGUGUCUAUGGGGAGCUGCGCCAACGGAGGUGGCUACUACCACUACUCCUACUCUGUGGUGCGGGGCUGCGACCGUAUUGUGCCCGUGGACAUCUACGUCCCAGGCUGCCCGCCCACAGCCGAGGCCCUGCUCUAUGGCAUCCUGCAGCUGCAGAAGAAGAUCAAGCGCGAGAAGAGGCUCCAGAUCUGGUACCGCAGGUAGUGCCGCUGCCUGGCCGCCCUGCGGCGUCUGCGCUGUUCCCCCAGAGGCGGUCAAUAAAGCCCAUAAAUCCGC
Messenger RNA from Delphinapterus leucas (beluga whale), 1116 nucleotides. NCBI's taxonomy places the organism in Eukaryota, Metazoa, Chordata, Mammalia, Artiodactyla, Monodontidae. The record is from RefSeq and is a predicted model, not a curated record.